This is a messenger RNA of Zophobas morio, 2349 nucleotides long. RefSeq names its product sodium-independent sulfate anion transporter-like. Lineage: Eukaryota; Metazoa; Arthropoda; Insecta; Coleoptera; Tenebrionidae. The record is from RefSeq and is a predicted model, not a curated record. The transcript has 11 exons. Gene Ontology annotation, biological process: transmembrane transport. Gene Ontology annotation, cellular component: plasma membrane. Gene Ontology annotation, molecular function: sulfate transmembrane transporter activity. Bases 345 to 2099 code for a protein of 584 amino acids.
GUAAAAUAGCGAGAACCUUCGGGUGUUGUUAUAAAUUCAGAUCGAAGAGACGAUUCGCUGGUGGUGGCUCGUGUGCAUAUUAUCCAGCUAUUUACGAACUGAAUCAUAGUUUGCAGAGUUUCGAUAAUAAGGCUAAUUAAGCUCGCGAUAUAUAGAAAAGUGCUGGUACGAUAGUGAGUGAUACAUUCAGUGGUACUUUCAGCAGUCAAGGUUCAGUGCUACAGCGGUACAGAGCGAGCGCAGCGAGCGUCUUCCGAACGCGUCUCUCGUCUCUACUUUGCAGCCGGAUCUGAUUAAUUCCUCAACAAUUAACGUAAUCGCAGUCGUUAUCCACUUAAGUCGGCAUGAUGAUGUUGAAGCUGUCUGAAAGAGUGCGAAGGGGAUUUCCGAUUUUGACAUGGUCCAAAGGCUACAAUGUGGAUAUAGCUAUAGCGGAUUUGGUGGCGGGAAUCACCAUUGGUUUGACCUUGAUUCCGCAAUGUAUCGCUUAUGCUUCCUUGGCGGGAUUAGGACCAGAAUAUGGACUUUAUUCUUCUCUGUGUGGAGGCUUCAUCUACGUCGCUUUUGGCAGCAUCCCGGAACUAAACAUAGCACCAACCGCCCUUUUGUCCCUUUUGACCUUCACUUUCACCCACAACGUCACUUUUGGCAACGUCCGAGCAUCAAUUCUUCUUUGUUUCGUGUCCGGAAUCAUCGAACUGCUUUGUGGAGGACUGCAUCUAGGUUUCCUGGUAGACUUCGUCUCCACCCCCGUCGUGGCCGCCUUCACCUCCGCCGGCGCCCUCACCAUCGCCUCCUCCCAAGUUAAAAACCUCCUCGGCUUAAAAUUCUCAGCUGAAACCUUCACCGACGUCUGGACCAAAGUCUUCCACCACAUCCCCGAAACCAACAAAUGGGACGCCUUGCUCGGCCUCGCCUGCUGCCUGGUCCUCCUCUCAAUGCGGAAACUCAAGGACUUCGGAACCCCGCCCCUCGACGGCCCCCACUCCGAAAAAACCGCCUCCUCCCCAAUCAAAAAACUCAUCUGGUUUUGCUCGGUGGCCAGGAACGCCUUCGUCGUGAUCACGUGCGCGCUCAUCGCCUACUUCCUCCCGGCGCCGUUUUCGCUAACUUCGAAAGUACCGGAAGGCUUGCCCAGUCUGACCAACCCCAUGGCUGAAAUGGUCAUCAGGAACGAGACUCUGACGGUGGUGGAUAUGAUGAAGGAAGUGGGAGCGGGGGUUUUCGUUAUACCGUUCGUCGCCAUUUUGGGGAACGUCGCCAUUGCGAAAGCUUUCGCUAAGGGCAAGGUCAUCGACGCGUCACAGGAGAUGAUUGCGGUAGGGAUGUGCAAUCUGAUUGGCUCGUUCCUUGGGUCGUACCCCGUGAAUGCGUCGUUUUCGAGGGCGGCUGUGAGCAACGCGAGCGGUGUGAGGACACCUUUAGCUGGGAUUUACACCGGUGUGAUGGUGCUUUUAGCGCUGACUUUUCUCACGCCUUAUUUCUCCUACAUUCCGAAGCCUACUUUGGCAGCGGUUAUUAUUUGCGCUGUCAUUUUUAUGGUGGAAGUGACACUAACGAAGAUGAUUUGGGAAAUUAAUAAAAUGGAUUUGGUGCCAUUUUUCGUAACGUUGGCGGCCUGCUUGCUGCUUAGUAUAGAAAUAGGGAUUUUGGUCGGGGUGUGCGUUGACAUAAUAUUCGUACUGUAUGGGGCUGCCAGACCCAAAGUCUUAAUUGAAAAAAUGAACGAAAAUGGCGCCAAUUAUGUCAAAGUGACCCCAACGGCGGCCAUUUUGUUUCCAUCCGCCGAAUUCGUAAGGGAGAAAAUUAUGAAGAGCAAGGAAACGCAAGUUUUUACCGUUGUCGUUUUUGACUGCCAAAGGAUAAACAGGAUGGACUUUACAGCAGCAAAGUGUUUAUCGGCAUUCAUUUCCGACUUCAAGAAAGUGAAUAAACAGGUAAUUUUCUACCGGCCUAAAAAAUCCGUUGGUAAAAUUCUGACGAAAGUGACGGAGGGCGGGGCCAAAGUAGCCCAAUCAGAAGACGCUUUAUUCAAUUUUCUGAAAGUCGUAGUCAGCGAAACGGAAAUGCACUUGACACUUUGUCAACAAUCUAACUGAAACCGUCCCUGACCGGAAUCACCGUACGUUGACCCAGUUAUCGAUUUCGUCAGAUGGCAGCACUGAUGACAACUUUGACGUUUCAGAGCACGAACAGCCGACAGGGAACGUGGAAAUAAACAUCGAGAAUAAAGACAACACGAGCACACAGCUGUAGCUUUGGCCACGUUAAUUAACAAUUGUGAUAUAAAACAUUAACAUAUUUAUUACUCUUUAUGUGAAAACGUGUUAAUAAAUUUUUUAAAAACAA